Messenger RNA from Darwinula stevensoni, 1205 nucleotides. NCBI's taxonomy places the organism in Eukaryota, Metazoa, Arthropoda, Ostracoda, Podocopida, Darwinulidae. The record is from the annotation of a GenBank genome assembly.
GAUAUGAAAAUCGAAUGCUCAACAAAGAAGACUUUAAUAAUGAUGCCAAAGAUGGCGGUGAGCUUGGAUUGGGUCACCAGAUGACAGCCAUUUAUGAGAUCGGGACAACAGCUUCUGCGGCUGAUGGAAUAUUGAGCGUGGAUCCAUUAAAAUACCAAUCGAAUUCCAAAAAAGAUAAAAACCUUGGCAAUCCUUCUGGUGGCAAAAAAGAUGAAAAGCCACCUGUCAUGGACUCACUCCGUUCAGUAGCUGGCCGUCAAGUCAAGUUCAAGCCUAGGGAACUGGUAUUUUAUUUCGAUGAAUUUAUCGAAGUGAAAGAUGCAACCAAACAAGUACUGGUCUCUCCACCGCUCACCUACAUACCCAAAAUCAAAGCCAAAGGCAAAAGACUGAGUUUUAUAUUUGACGAAAAAGAAGUACUCAAAGAUGAUGCGACUUAUACCAUCAAUUUUGGAGACGCCAUUGUAGAUUACCAUGAAGGCAACAAGCUGAGCAACUUCACGUACGUCUUUUCUACUGGUCUUUUUCUAGAUAGUCUCAAUGUAGCUGGCAAGAUUAUCAAUGCACAAAGUCAUAAAGGAGAAGGCGAAAUGAUCGUAUUUUUGUACGACAAGACGGCGGAUACGAUCGUCAAAAAAGAAAAACCAUUUUACUUUGCAAAACCUGAUAAAGAUGGAUUCAUUCAGCCUACCGAAGGCCAUGUAUAUCUCAAUGAUGAAGAAGUAACUCGAGAUGCCAUGUAUCGACGUGCACAGAAAGGCGUCGGAUAUCUGCCUCAAGAGCCUAGUGUAUUUCGCAAGUUAUCGGUAGAAGAUAAUAUCAAAGCUGUGCUGGAAAUGACUGAACUUUCUAAAGCAGAACAAAAAGACAAAUUAGAAUCCUUGAUUUCUGAGUUUCGACUGGAUAAGGUCAGAAAAAAUUCAGGAGACUCAUUGUCUGGUGGCGAACGUCGUCGUACAGAGAUCGCACGUUCACUUGCGUCGAGUCCCAAGUUCAUACUAUUGGAUGAGCCAUUUGCUGGUAUCGAUCCGAUCGCAGUCGAGGAUAUCCAAUAUAUCGUCGCAAAACUCAAAACUAAAAACAUCGGAAUCCUCAUCACUGACCACAAUGUACAGGAGACACUUUCUAUCACUGAUCGUGCAUACCUGAUGUUUGAAGGCAAUAUCCUCAAGGCAGGUACCGCUGAAGAACUGGCUGAAGAUGAA